AUGGCUUCGUAUGUACCUCCAACAUUGAAUAAUUCUUUAAAAACUGUUGAAUGGAUGUGGCAAUCAAAUCCAAAUCCAUUCUCAGAAUCGGAGCCGGCUACAUGGAAUCAUUACUCAGAUUUAGAAAAUUUAAUUAUCGAAGAAGCAUUUCAAGAUAAACAACCACGAGCUCAACUCGAUGAUUAUUUUAUUGAUUUCAAAAGUAAUCUUCAAAUAUCGAACACUGAUGAUUACAAGCAAAGAUCGAUAAAACGAGUGGAACGUAAAAGAGAAGAUAAACACCUACGAGAAGCACGUUUUAUGGAUCUUCCUGUUAGUUCCAGACGUUCAUUUGGUGGUCAAUAUGGUUGGGUAUCUCCAUUUGUAAUAGAAGUCAGACGAGACUUGAAACUCGAGCCAGACGAUUUACCUUCGAAAAAACCAACCAUGAUUCCAAUGCUUGUCGAAAAGGCUGCACUUGGUAUUAUUGAAGAAGGAAAACAUAUUGGAAAAGAGCGAGAAGCCGAAAAACUGGCUAAAAUGCUUAGAGAAACGAAGAAUUCGGGGAUGGAAGAAGUAUGGAAACGCUGUGCUUAUCUUUACACAUUGGAAAGUUUCUUGUACAAAACAUUAAAUGCAGCGAUGAGAUUGAUAGGAGACAAAAAACAGGAAAAAGUGUGGCGAAGUAAAAUUCAUACAUUGGGUCCAUUCUGUUUAUUACUAUGGGAUGAUCCAUUUAAUACAAAAUUGACAAUCAACAAGACACUUUAUCGAGGAGCCACUCUAACUAAAGAACAGAUCGCUGCGUAUGCAAAAAUGGCCGAAGAUGAUGCGGCUUAUGGAUCAUUUCAGGCGUAUACAUCAUGUAGUCGAAAUCGAGAGAAAGCAGAAGAAUUUGGCAAUACUUUAUUCAUUAUGGAAGUACUCAUUGCUUUUAUUGCCGAUCUAAGUCCAUUGUCUGAAUAUUCUGCAGAAGAAGAAGAACUUGUUACACCAGGUGUUUGCUUCCAAGUUGAAAGUAUUAAAUUUGAUCGUACGAAGAAUAAACAUUUGAUCCAUUUGAAAUUAAGACAACGAUUUUCGCGUAAGUGGAAAAGUCUUUUAUAA
Rotaria sp. Silwood1 is the source of this 1086-nucleotide messenger RNA. The record is from the annotation of a GenBank genome assembly. Lineage: Eukaryota; Metazoa; Rotifera; Eurotatoria; Philodinida; Philodinidae.